AAUCGAAAGUGAAACUUUUUUUGAUUCUUCCUCCUCUUUCAGUACGUGACAGGCAGGAAAGGAACAAUAAACGCUGGAGACGUCGGUGCAGCUUCCAGCAUUACGGUUUUGGUAUAAAAAUGACUACUUUGCAACAAAGACAGGGCGAAGACGAGUCCUGUGGCGGCAGGAAAAAGUCCAAAGAACAAAGAGAGAGUUUUGCUAAACGUGACCACAAGAAAGAUAAGACGCCUUUCAGAAAAAAUGAAAAUGGCUUUCAUGCAGCUCCAUUUAGACCAAGAUAUGGCGGAAGAUUUUUCAGAUCACGGUUCAUGAAGGAUGAACCAUAUUUCUGGAGACCCGGGUUCAGCUUUCGGUACCAGAGGUAUCAUCCUAUGGCAGGUGUGAGGACUUAUCACCGGCCUUUCAAAGGAUCUGCAGGCUUCCACUCGUUUACCUCCCAGUCUGCUCGUGUGAAUAAUAGUGGGAUGGACUGUAAAGGAAUGUCAAAGGACCAGAAAAAUUCUCUUCAGUCGUCCACGAGUUCAACACCAGCAAAAGGAAAGGAGCAUCUCUCCUUCACAGUACAAUCCAAGCAGGUCUCUCAGGACUCACAAGAGCAGAACAUCCCGGGAUCUGUUAGGAGGGCAGCCAUGCGGAGUCGGGCCAUCCAGCAGAAGAGGCAUGAGAUUGAAGAGGUCUACAAGCAGGACUGUGACACAUUCGGGCUUGUGGUGAAGAUGCUGAUCGCCAAAGAUCCAUCUCUUGAGCACCCUAUUCAGGCAUCGUUGCGGGAGAAUCUGCAGGAGAUCGGCCUGCGGUGUGCGACAGCCAUGCAGCAGUUUAUUCACGAGUACGACUUGGUGCAUCCAUGACCCUUGAUCUCAUACAAACAGUUAGACUUUAUCUCAUUGGCUAAUGGGUCUGUUUUUGUCUGUCUGGGUGCCUGUCACUGCUGUCAGUAAUAAAGCUUAGACCUAAAUUGUAUUCAUCCGUUAAAUCUCCCACAAAAAACAGCCCAGAUGAAACAAUGUUUCUUUUUUAUAUAUAUAUUUAAACAGGAAUGCAAUUCUUCUUGCCACCUGAUUAUAAAUAAAAGUGUAUUCAACCUUGUGUUGACAUUUAGAUCUA
Messenger RNA from Paramormyrops kingsleyae, 1110 nucleotides. RefSeq lists its product as uncharacterized. Gene Ontology annotation, cellular component: nucleoplasm. Gene Ontology annotation, biological process: protein localization to heterochromatin; negative regulation of DNA-templated transcription; negative regulation of gene expression, epigenetic. Lineage: Eukaryota; Metazoa; Chordata; Actinopteri; Osteoglossiformes; Mormyridae. The record is from RefSeq and is a predicted model, not a curated record.